Messenger RNA from Stylophora pistillata, 2396 nucleotides. Its product is annotated as TNF receptor-associated factor 4. Lineage: Eukaryota; Metazoa; Cnidaria; Anthozoa; Scleractinia; Pocilloporidae. The record is from RefSeq and is a predicted model, not a curated record. Gene Ontology annotation, biological process: regulation of canonical NF-kappaB signal transduction. Gene Ontology annotation, molecular function: tumor necrosis factor receptor binding; zinc ion binding; ubiquitin protein ligase binding. Gene Ontology annotation, cellular component: plasma membrane signaling receptor complex.
CAAUAAAAGCGCCACCAAUCAUAGUAAUGAAACGGGGGCAAGCCCCUGUUGGGUGAGGUGAAAGAACUUUCAUUUUACAGUUCCGUCUUCCGUUUAAUGAUGGAAGAGCAACUUCUGCCGCUCGGAGAACUCUUUGCAGCCGAUGACUCUGAACCUGAAGACUCUGAACGCGAAGAUUCGGAAACCAAAGACUAUGAACCUGAAUUGGGUGGCCAUGAUUUUGAGUUUGUAGACAAGUUGUCUCCAGGCCAAAGAUGCUCGAUUUGUCUUACGGCAAUGUGCAACCCCGUACAGACGGUUUGUGGUCAUCGCUUUUGCAAAAGCUGUCUACUGGGAACAUUCAGGCAAGGAGUUGGCAAAGUUUGUCCACAAGAUAGGAUUUCUAUUCCUGAGAAUGGAGGGUAUUUUCCUGACGUGGCGUGGGAGAGGGACAUACUUUCUCUACGAGUCAAAUGCAAGAAGAGUGCGAGAGGAUGUGAUUGGGACGGAAUGCUCCGUCACUACGAGGAUCACUCUAAGCUGUGUGAAUAUGAAGACGUUUUUUGUGAUGAUUGUGACGUCGAGUUGCAAAGAUGGUCUCUAAACACCCACCGAACUUCAGACUGUCUCAACAGGAUUGUGCGAUGUGAAAACUGCGAAAUGGAGUUUGCCUUUAGGCUCAAAAGGAGUCACGAAGACGAAUGCCUACGUUGGCCUCUCGAUUGUCCUCAAGAAUGUGGAGUACACAGGAUACCUCGAGAGGAGGUGGAGUCCCACGUUAGAGAUGAAUGUACAAUGACGUUGGUCUCUUGUCCUUAUGAGGGAGCAGGAUGCAACUUUUAUGACAAGAGAAGCAAUUUAAGCGCUCAUAUUGAUGAGUCAUGUGAGGAACAUCUCAGCAAAACUUGGUCCAAGUUGCUUAGGACAACAGAAAGGGUAAAUGAGUUGCAGCAAGUAGAAGUUCACGUGAAAAUGGAUAUAGAAUCCGUGAAAAAGUCACUGAAGGAGGCCAAAGGAGAUGUUGAACAACUUAAGCUGUCAGAAAAAGAGAGAGAAAUUGAAAAUCUGAAAUUGAAAGAAGAUGUAUUACAGCUGCAAAGGAAGCUUGAAGAAUUGCGUUACCACGUCGUUUCACCAAGAAAGGAUUUCCUUCAGUUUGCUGGGAGAGGGGAAGUGUCUCAUAACGCUGAAGAAGUUUUGAUGAGAACCACGACAUCCCUCGGGAGAAAUACGAAUUUAGAAGCUGAUCAAUGUUCCCGUUCCAUAAAAUCAACAUCAAUGCGAAAAGUUUCAAGUCGACGUUAGUGUUAAACCUCACAGUUACAUUUAGUUUUAUUUGCGUUAACGGGAACAUUAGUUUCACCGUACGUAACAUCAAGACACUUUCCUUUUGUGAAGUAGCAUUUUCUAGUUCUCACGUUGUCACUCCACCAUGUAUGAUUUGGAGAUGGAACUCAACAGAAAGGUCCAGCAACGGAGAUUGUCGCGGUUAGCGUUAGAUAAGUUUGAUUUUAAAUCAUUUUAAUGCCCUUGUUUUAUUAUCAUGUUUUGUACCGAUCAAUUCGAAGCUUCAAUACAACCCCCGGGUAGCCUACGGGCAUUCGCCUGUCGUCCAUGCACCGGGGGUGGGGAAUUAAACCUUGCCUGGGUGGGGUGGGGAAUUAAACCUUGCCUGGGUGGGGAAUUUGAGUCAACGAAAUAAACGUGUUUUGAUUUUUAAUUUGGAGAAGUUCAAAGGAAACAGUCCGCUAUCGUAAGGAAAUGGCCUAGGAGAAAAUUGAAACAGGGUAGAAUGAUGCUUAGGAACGAAAAAAACAAACAACGGCACCAAAAACUAAAAUGAGGGCCUCAAUAGCCGUUAAGCGUAAAAAUUGACAACUUUUAACCAUUAGUCGUAACCAAGAGUUAACUCAGUGUAAAAAUUUGUCUUUUAAUUACCGUGACAAGGGAAGGAAGGAAAUUAACCGUUAGCCGUAAAAUGGCCAAAUUUUAACCGUUAGCCGUAAAAGCCAUCACCCGCACCCCGUUGUGUGACAUUUGUCGAUCACACAAAGAAUUGUUGAAUAAGAAAUUGUUCUUAGUUGGGGCAUCUGCACGCAAAUUUUAGUAGGAGGGCGGAAAUUUUAACGAACCAAUCUAAAAAGUUCGAAAGCCUGUGGGAUUGCUCGGGGGGACGUUGAAGCUUCGAAUAGAUCGACACAUUUUUUGACAAUAUUGUGUUCACAAGGCAACAAUAGUAGAUACUUGUUAAAGACUGCAAAUGUCCUAUUAUAAUUAUGCUAAGAAUUUUACUAAUUUACUGGCUAAUUCAUUGUCGUUGUUGUUUUUAUGUUUGACUUUUAAUUUAUAUUUAGUUACCUUGAGUUGCAUACUUGAAUUGAAAUACCGAAGAACCACCAACUUGAUUAACUAUUUUA